AUGCUUAAUCAUUACACCGAAAGAAAUAAGUAUCACUUAGCCAAUAAAAUCCUUCGAGGACAAUGUAUGACCGUGUCGGGCGUAGAACGCAUCCGCAAUCGACUCUCUUUAGAAUGUGACCAACUCGCAACACAAAUCGACACCCCAUUAACGCCAGAAAUGCGGUGGGAAAAGAUACAGAACGAACUUAACGUCAAAGAGUUCCAAAUAGAAUCAUAUGUAAGGAGUAAUUUAGACAAUACAGAAGUCAGAUCAGUGUGUGUACUUCCAACAUGCUACCCCCUCAUCAGAGGUGUAUUACAAAAUAUUGACCGAGUCAACGGCUUCUUCCCUAACUUUGUCGAAACGGAAAUGCGUGACGACUUCUUCCAAAACAAUAUUAUAGUGCUUCGGAACACACAGAACUACUCGAGAGUCACACACACGUACUAUUAUAAAGACAUAACACAGGACGAAUGCAUUAGGGUUUUCUCCAAUUUCCAACAAAACGGAUUUGAUCAUUACAUCUUCCACGCAAAGAAAGACGGGAAGAGUUGUGUGUUCACAAUGGAAGUCAAAGCACCGAUUAACUCAACACAAGUGACUUCAGUUAUUCAUUUGUUCAACGUCGAAAGGUGUUUCAUAGGAAACAUGUACGACCACAUCAAUGGCGACCAAGAGUUUUCCGACUUGAUGUUAAUGGAGAGGCAAAUGAAUAAGUUGAUAUACAACAAUGAAUUCUUCCCAGUGGUUAUUCAUCGCAAUUCAAAAUUCAAUGUCUUUGCAAACCACGACUUCUCUGAAAUAGUGAUUAAGGGCGAAAGCAGAUUCAGACAGAAACAACAGACUUACGUGGAAAACUUAUUGCGAAUGGCAGAACACGACAUUCUGUUCGCAACAACACAGCAAAUCAAGAAGGGAAGGAUUCUCACUUACUACCACAAACAAUCAAACUUCUUGAACGGCACAGUACUCACGACGGAUCUGUGUGUUGGGAUGAAACAAAUAGAGGGGUGCGUCUUCAUCGGAUCGCAAAGUGUGAGUCCGAAGAUAUCAGGGUGCACUUGUAAGCAUCCCCAAAGUGACAAUUUCAGUGUAGUGUUGUCGUGUGAACGCGUCGAAUUUUUUAGGGACCACGCAGUCACGUCUUUUUAUCAUCAUUUUUUCACGCCAUUUUUGUCGGCUGUCAAUCGGGAGACGAAAAGAAACUAUUUGUCUCAUAUCACCAUCUUAAUGUUAUCGUCUCGAAUUUGUUUAGAAAAUUGUAUUAAUUUUGACUAUCUGCUCAACUUUUCAGACGCAUUUUUAGCUGCCAAAAUGAUGUUAGUUAUAGUGUGCUCGAUUAAGAAGAAAGUGAUGGAAAAGAGAAUUGAAGAACGAAAGCCACAGAGAUAUCUCUUUGAAAGUGAAACACCUCUGACUUGCCAUAUACUGAAACUCAACCAAAAAACACUGAUUACUAUUUUGGGGUUUCUUCCACUCGAAGAUCUUUUUAAAGUGUCUUUAGUCUGUAAAAAAUUGCACGAAGUUUUGGUAUUCAACGUUGAUAUAUGGAAGAACUUCUACACGAUAUAUUAUGACCCCAGUACACUCCACAGCAAUAAAGUGUUUCCCAAGGUGACUGAUUAUCGUCAAGAGACCAUCAAAUGCUACAACUUGGCGUACCGGUGGAAAAGCCGCAUACCUUUAAAACGUGAGACAUACACUUCUUUUUAUGCUCCAAUCAAUUUCAUUUACAUCAAAACAGACGCUUACUGUGUUAUUGGGAGUGAGCUCGGGUAUUUCUCUCGUCUUGGGUUUGAGCCCAAGUUGAGGAAGUUACGGGAAGGUCUUACACUGAAACCGAUUGCUGGGGUGUAUUGCGAGAAGAACGCGAGCAGUUAUCUUAGUGUUUACUUUAAAAAUGGCGAGAUAAGGAAGUACAGUGAGAGUAAAGUCCUUUUCAAGAAAUACAUUGGGAGACCAUUCCAGAAAGUGUACUUUUGGGACGAUAAUGGAUGCGUUUCCGGUGUCGACGAGACGUCUGUGUGUUGUUACGAUUAUGUCAAAGACUCUGUUAUUGUGGAGUAUGUCCCCCACACAGUAGAAGUGACGGAGAUCAAGAAGAUGAAUGAAAAUAUAAUUGUGACAUCCUCUGAUGAUGGGACGAUAUGUGGGUUUGACUUACGGAGUAAGGAGAUAGCAUUCCGAACAGACUCACAUCUAAGUGCAGUGACUACAUUUGAUUCUUUUGAUAAUUACAUAGUCUCUGGAACAGCGAAUGGAGAGAUUAGAAUGUGGGAUUUGAGAGCAAAUGUCUUUUGUUAUGACAGACAGGUCCACAACGGACGAAUUAAUAUGUUGGAGUGUUUCAACAGAAAGAUAGUGUCUGGGGGACAAGACAGACAAGUUGUGUUGUCGGGCUUUGAACGUGGGUGGAUCGGGAAUAUCAACACUAUAUAUACACACCACUCUGCUGUUAUGGCAGUAGCAUUUAAUGAUCGGUUCCUCCUCACGGGGUCACAAGAAGGAUGUUUGAUCUUGUCAAAGUAUUGUUAA
Entamoeba invadens IP1 is the source of this 2517-nucleotide messenger RNA. Its product is annotated as F-box and WD domain protein, putative. Gene Ontology annotation, molecular function: protein binding. Lineage: Eukaryota; Evosea; Mastigamoebida; Endamoebidae. The transcript is spliced from 2 exons. The coding region runs from base 1 to 2517 and encodes 838 amino acids. The record is from RefSeq and is a predicted model, not a curated record.